This is a messenger RNA of Arvicanthis niloticus (Nile rat), 752 nucleotides long. It is a transcript of the gene Swi5, whose product is annotated as SWI5 homologous recombination repair protein. Gene Ontology annotation, biological process: double-strand break repair via homologous recombination. Gene Ontology annotation, cellular component: Swi5-Sfr1 complex; Swi5-Swi2 complex. The record is from RefSeq and is a predicted model, not a curated record. Lineage: Eukaryota; Metazoa; Chordata; Mammalia; Rodentia; Muridae.
GGGCCGCCUUAGCUUGGUGCGUGCGCAGCCGGGCGUGGGGCGGUUGGUGGGCUCCGUCGUCGAUUUCUAGUUACCUGAAGCGGCCGUUUAACCCCAACCCUGGACCCUUCAGAGUUUAAGACCACCCCGCUCCGGGUGCCCCGGACCUUAGGGUUCAGGAGGGGUGAGUCAGAAUUCAGCCGAAUUUACCAUGGCGGCUACCGAUCACCGCAACGGCCAUUCCCCAUGAUUGAUGAGGGUGAUGAUGUCACUGAGGAGACCUUGAGCUCUGACAUUCAGAAACUGAAGGAGAAGCAGGACAUGCUGGACAAGGAGAUCUCCCAAUUAACAGCAGAGGGCUACCGUGUGAUCGAACUGGAGCAGCACAUCUCCCUCCUCCACGAGUACAAUGACAUCAAGGAUGUGUCCCAGAUGCUGCUGGGCAAGCUGGCUGUGACUCGAGGCGUUACCACCAAGGAGUUAUAUCCAGAUUUUGAUCUAAACCUGAAUGACUGAGCAGCUUCUUGGAGAUUUUUAUCUACAGCCCACAGGGACUGAAAGAUGGAGGCAUAAAAGGCAGAGAGCCCAGACAGUAUAUUCAUGUGGUUUCUAGAUUAAAAAAAAAAUGCUAGAAACCCCCCAAAGUUUGGGGUGGGUCCUAAAGAAGAUAGGUAUUGGGAGGGGUGGGUAUUGUCGGUGCUAAGGUUCCUAAACAUACUCGUGAAUGGGUGUGUGUGGUUGUCCCUUUUGUUAAUAAACAUAUACACAGUUUC